CCCACUAUUGUCUAGCCGAGCCUGGCAGGCGGUGUAUGGUUGGUCGGUUUGUGGUUGUGUUGGAAGUCUCGCUCGCUUGUCAAUAUCACACACAACGAAUGCAUUAAUGCUAAGAGAUGGGAAUGUUGCAGUCAUGCCUCCACGACGAACUGCUGUAGCCUUGCUCGCCCUGUGUGGAUUACUAGCGGUUGGCGAUGCCCUCAGGUGUAACUGCACUGCUUGCGAGAGCACAGGUUAUGUGUGCGAGACCGAUGGGGCCUGCAUGGCCUCCACAUCCUACAUCAAUGGGCAGGAAGAGCAGCAAGUACGGAUCUGCAUCCCUCGGGUCAGCCUGGUUCCUCCUGGACAGCCCAUCUACUGCUUAAGCGCUAAAGGCCUGCUCAACACGCACUGCUGUUACACAGACUUCUGCAACAGCAUCAACCUCCAGAUUCCCAAUGGUAGCAGUACAGGCCAAACACAAUACCUUUCAAAUGUUUGGGGGAUUACUGAUGGUAAAGGAGGUAGUUGGGGUCCAGUAGAGCUGGUGGCAGUGAUAGCAGGCCCAGUCUUCCUCUUUUGCCUGCUGCUUAUCGUGGGAGUGCUCCUUUUCCAGCACCACCAACGAAACUAUAACCACCGGCAGCGACUGGACGUUGAGGAUCCAUCCUGUGAUCACCUGUACUUGGCCAAAGACAAGACCUUACAGGAUCUCAUCUUCGAUCUGUCCACCUCUGGUUCAGGAUCUGGGCUUCCCUUGUUCGUUCAGAGGACUGUGGCCAGGACAAUUGUACUGCAGGAGAUCAUAGGAAAAGGUCGCUUUGGGGAAGUGUGGAGGGGAAGGUGGCGAGGAGGUGAUGUGGCUGUGAAGAUCUUCUCAUCCAGAGAGGAACGUUCCUGGUUCCGCGAAGCUGAGAUUUACCAGACCAUCAUGCUCCGCCAUGAAAACAUCUUGGGCUUCAUUGCUGCUGAUAAUAAAGACAAUGGCACAUGGACACAGCUGUGGCUAGUAUCUGACUACCAUGAGCAUGGCUCAUUAUUUGACUAUCUCAACCACUACUCCGUCACAAUCGAGGGGAUGAUCAAGUUAUCGCUCUCAGCAGCCAGCGGUCUGGCACAUCUGCACAUGGAGAUCCUGGGCACACAGGGGAAACCAGGCAUCGCACAUCGUGACCUCAAAUCCAAAAACAUCUUGGUGAAAAAGAACGGCACAUGUGCCAUAGCAGAUCUAGGGCUCGCUGUACGGCACGAGUCCAUCACUGAUACUAUAGACAUUGCCCCCAAUCAGAGGGUGGGCACUAAAAGGUAUAUGGCCCCAGAGGUACUAGAUGAAACGAUCAACAUGAAGCAUUUUGAUUCUUUCAAGUGUGCUGAUAUCUAUGCUUUGGGGCUGGUAUAUUGGGAGAUUGCACGACGGUGUAAUGCUGGAGGUAUCCAUGAAGAUUAUCAGCUACCCUACUAUGACCUGGUGCCGUCCGACCCCUCCAUAGAAGAGAUGAGGAAGGUGGUGUGUGACCAGAGGCUUCGGCCCAAUGUCCCCAACUGGUGGCAGAGCUAUGAGGCGCUGAGAGUGAUGGGAAAGAUCAUGCGGGAGUGUUGGUAUGCCAACGGAGCGGCGCGGCUUACAGCUCUGCGAAUUAAGAAGACUCUUUCACAACUUAGCGUCCAAGAAGACGUUAAGAUCUGAAAUGCACAGGAUGCUGUAGAUCCCUGUAGAGACGCACAAGCGAAUAAAGACUUGCGCCAAAAGCAGCCUGCCAGUUUUAGCCCUUUUUUUUUACCUUUUAAAGUUGUGACGAGGCCUACCUCACCAUCUAAGAUGAAACUACUGAGUCCAUCCCAGCCCUUUUCCAUUUCUCCAAUAUCAGCGUCCCCUAUCAUGGACAAGCCUCCAACUGCUGAUAUCAGCACAACCGCCCUCCGUGGACUUAUUGUUUUAUUAUUUUGGCAGGAAUGACAAUUGAACUGUGACAGGCAUUCACCUCUUUACGGUUUUUAUUUCACUACUUGUUUCAGAAAUGAACUUUUACUGUGUGACUUUUUGAACGAAUGUGUUUUGGUUUCAUUUUUGUCCUCAUUCACUAAUACAACAUGUCAUAUUCCAGCGUCGGUCUACGAUUAUAUAUAGUGCUCUACUGCUGUUGUGAGAAUGUGAAAAAAUGUGGAUAACACUGUCUCCUCCUGUUAUGACUAGCAAUUCAUGUACAAAGCUAAGUGUAGCAAAACAGACUGUGUGACAAAGUGGCAUUGCAGUUCUUUGUUCCUUUGGAAGAAAUGCAGAAUAAUUACUCUAGUAAAAAAAACAGCCAGAUUAUUUUUUUUCUCAGGCUGCGUUUGUUAAACGUACUCCAUUAAUGUUGUUACGGAUGCUUUUAAAUGUUCACAGGGAGCAUAUGUGCAUGUUUAUUUAAUUGUUUUCAGGUUCUUCAAAUCUGUAUUGUGGUUGAACUCUCAAUUUUAGUCAGAAAACAAUUCAGAAAAUGAGUGAUUUUUCGUCAUCACGAAAGUCACUACCACUUGUAUGCUUUUCAGAAUCAACUGUUAUUUUAAUGGGAAUGUUUUAGUAUGUUGUAUUUUCAUUAUACUGGGAUGUUGGCAUGCUCAACUGCACUGUUAUUUGUUUGCAGUCCUUUUAGGGAUUUAGUUGUGAGUACCACUUCAGAACACACACAUGUAAAAUACUGAUGAUACGUCAUUCUAUUUGCCUGCAUUAUAACACUUAACUUGCAUUGAAGAGUCAUUCAGUUUAUUUUUAAAGUACUACUGAACAUUUCUUCCUCAUUUUGUUUGGGGUUUGCCAAUUUUGGGCAACGUGACAUUGCGUUACUAGCACAUUUGUAGAAUGCCAACUUCACUAUUCCCUCCAUACUUUAGUAGCUUUACUUCCACCAAUGUAUUGAUUGCAGUCAGAAAUCUGCUGAUGUUUUGAACUGUUAACUGGAAGAUGGGAUAUAUUUAUAACAGCAGGUGCGAAAAAUAACUGGAGCUGUAGCAUUCAUUGUCUGAAAGGCAUAUGGAAGGGCUGGAUGAGAACAAGGGUCAUGUAUUAUGUGUAACAUAUUUUAAAAACAAUUGCAGGCUCUAUUACAGUCAAUUCCUGCAUUUUUUUUACUGUCAAGGUCAUAUAUAAUAAAUCUGCUCUGGGUAGCUGGAAUAUGUUUGAUGACAGUAGCAUGAUUCAGUCAAGCUGAGUGACGUCGAUAUUAAUAAUUCUGACUGAAUUGUUUUAUACCAUGGUGCUCUACAUCAGUGUUUCCUCAACCCCGUUCCUGGAGGACUACCAACACUGCAUACAUUGGAGGUCUCCUUUGUCUGUUACACCUAUUACAGGUCUUUCAGUCUAUGCUAAUGAUCUAAAUCAGGUGUUUGGUUAGGGAAGUAUGGAAAUAUGCAGAGCUGGUGGUCCUCCAGGAACGUGGUUGAGAAACACUGCUCUACAUCAUUCACUGGGAAUUGUGUCCUUUAGAAAUCUGAAGGUUAAUUGUUCAUCUAUUUAUACUGUGCUUGCUUUUUCCCCUCAUAACUUGGAUUUUUGGAGUUGUUUGUAAAACACGUACAUCCUUUGCUCAAGACAUUUCAAAAAGACAUUUGAAUGACGCUUGUUUCAAACUGUAGUUACUGCCGCUUUGUGAAGGCAGUUUAGUCUAAAUUUCCAGACGUUUGUCCAUUUUAGACUUGAUAUUAAGACUUGAUAGAUGAUGCUUUCAAUCAAAUGCAUACGAGUUAUUGAUCCUAAGGUUCCAUGUGUAUUUUAAACAUGUUGAGAAGAAACCCACUUGUGGGUUAGUUAAUAUAUUGUACAUAAAUGCUAUUCAGUAAUAAAUCAUUUUUUUCUUA
Molecule: messenger RNA, 3816 nt
Organism: Danio aesculapii
Lineage: Eukaryota; Metazoa; Chordata; Actinopteri; Cypriniformes; Danionidae
Gene: acvr1ba
Product: activin A receptor type 1Ba
Exons: 9
Coding region: 107-1666 (519 amino acids)
Biological process (GO): nervous system development; cellular response to growth factor stimulus; protein phosphorylation
Cellular component (GO): activin receptor complex; plasma membrane
Molecular function (GO): activin receptor activity, type I; ATP binding; activin binding
Source: RefSeq, a predicted model, not a curated record